Salmo salar (Atlantic salmon) is the source of this 4600-nucleotide messenger RNA. RefSeq names its product apolipoprotein O like (gene apool). Gene Ontology annotation, cellular component: MICOS complex. NCBI's taxonomy places the organism in Eukaryota, Metazoa, Chordata, Actinopteri, Salmoniformes, Salmonidae. The record is from RefSeq and is a predicted model, not a curated record. Gene Ontology annotation, biological process: cristae formation.
UAACGCGUUUUCCUAUGAUAAAGUUGGUCCCUUAUCGACACCGGUAAGACUCUGAGGGGGAGGUACCAUCAUGGCUGCCACGGUAGUGAAGCUGGCGGUGAUCCCAGCAGCAAUGGGAUUGGCCUCGUUUCGAGUUUAUGCCAUGAGUCAGGACAAAACAGAGACUGUGCUGCUCUCCCCUAGAGAGUUGUCCAUCUAUGCUCCAGACCCUCCAGCAACGCACUACAUGGAUGAGCAGCCUGGAGCUCUGCAGAACGGGCUGGGUGUGGUCCGGGUGGGGCUGCAGCCAUACGUUAGAGCCGUUAAGAAUGCUUAUACCUCUGUCAAGGUCGGAGCUGUAACAGUCUAUACUGCUGGACACGAUACAUAUGAGUUCCUGAGUGAUCCUCCUCCUGGUUUUAUGCCGAGGGUCGGUGUAAUCACAGUCUCUGGGUUAGCGGGUCUGAUCCUGGCAAGGAAAGGGUCACGUCUGAUGAGGCUGGGGGUUCCUCUGGGUAUGGCCACUGUUGGCAUGGCUGUGUGCUACCCCACUCAAACAGUGGGUGUUGUAAAGAUGACGGGGCAGAAGAUGUAUGCAGCAAGCCAGUACACUGCAUCAAUAUUUAAAUCAAAGCCCAAAGAAGUAACUCCUCCAACUGUCAGUCUUGAGCAAGCCCCGCAAGCUACCAUCCCUGAGCCAGAAGUGUCAGAGGCAAAGCCCCUCCCUGAAGCUGAAUCACCUGAACCAGACAUGCCUGCUGUUGACAAGGCUUCCCCCACUGAACCUAGUUUUACCUCAGGCCCCGUAGAGGGUGCUCCAUCUGUGGUUGAGCCUGCCCCUCAGCCCACCACAGAGGUGGCCCCUGCAGAGGAUUCUAUUGACACUGAGCCUGCUGAACCUGAGGUAGUCACAGUGGUGGAGCAAGGGGCUGUUCAGACGGCCCUUGUGCCUGCACCUCCUGUUGAGGAAGCUGCUGCUUCACCUGCUGAAGAGAUUCCUGCACCUGCCCCUGUUGAGGCUGUCCCUGCACCUCCCCCAGCAGAGGAAGUUAUUCCUCUCCCACCUCCUGCUGAAGAGACAGAGCUUCCACCCCCUGCACCUGUUGAGGAGGAAGCUGCUCCUUCACCCCCUGCACCUGUUGAGGAGGAAGCUGCUCCUUCACCCCCUGCACAUGUUGAGGAGGAAGCUGCUCCUUCACCCCCUGCACCUGUUGAGGAGGAGGCUGCUCCUUCACCCCCUGCAGCAGAAGAGGCUGCCCCUGCACCUAUAGAGGGGGUUGCUGACCCACCUCCUGUAUCUGAAGAGACUGCACCUGCUCCUGUUGACGAGGCUACUCCUCCAGCUACAACAGAGGAGCCAUCUGUGUUUGUAACAAAAACUGCUGGGAAACCCAAAUUUGCACCAGACCCUAAGCUAAUUGACCUUGGCCAGGCCAGCCCUGAGGAUGCGGACCUGUACAGCACGCGUGGAUGAAGAAUGACAGGAGGAGAAGGUGGGGGAUAUGUGGGAGGGAGGGGAAGGUUAAGGGUAAUCUUCAGAAAUUAAAAAAUAAUCAAGCAACACUUUUUUCAGGUGCCUAUUUCUCUCUUUACCUCAGUGAUAGGGAACAGUUAGAUCUAUACAGGCUGUGUCCCGAUUAUCCACCCUUCUCCCCAAAUGUGCAAUUGCACACUUCUGGUCAUGGAUUUAACCAUUUGAAUCCAUGGCAGGGAGGAGGAUUGAGAAUCAGGUUGCAGCCAUAGUGUGUUGGAAUUUUGACCUCUGGUGUCAUCUGUUUCUUUGCGUGGCCUGCAGUUUACAUGUAGACAUCCACAGGGAACAGGGUGCAGGCCAUCAUCUGCAUCCACAGGAACAAACAGACAUCUUUACACCCAACUUCCAGAGCCACUACACAAGGUUUACUUACCAACACUUACUCAGUGGUCAGUUUAUUAGGUACAACCAUCUAGUACUGGGUCGGACCAGCCUUUGUUUCCAGAACAGCCUGAAUUGUUCGGGGGCAUGGACACGUUUCUCAGUUGGUAUCAAGGGACCUAACGUGUGCCAGGAACACAUUCCCCCCUCCAUUACACCUCCACCAGGCAGGAUGGGGACAUGGACUCAUGCUGUUUACGCCAAAUCCUGACUCUGCUAUCAGCAUGACGUGACAGGAACCGGGAUUCGCAGGACCAGGCAAUGUUUUUCCGCUCUUCAAUUGUCCAUUGUUGGUGAUCGCGUGCUCACUGGAGCCGCUUCUUGUUAUUAGCUGAGAGGAGUAGAACCCUGUGUGGUCGUCUGCUGCAAUAGCCCAUCAUGACAAGGACUGAUGAGUUGUGUGUUCUGAGAUGCAGUUCUGCACACGACUGUUGUACUGUGUCGUUAUUUUCCUGUUUGUGGCCCGCCUGUUAGCUUGCACGAUUCUUGUCAUUCUCCUUCGACCUCUCAUCAACGAGCUGUUUUCACCCACAGGACUGCCACUGACUGGAAGUUUUUUGUUUGUCGCACCAUUCUCGGUAAACCCUAGACACUGUAAUUUGUGAAAAGCCCAGGAGCUUGGCUGUUUCUGAGAUAUUGGAAUCAUACCAUGCUCAAAGUCUCUUAGGUCACUCGUUUUGCCCAUUCUAACGUUCAAUCGAACAGCAACUGAACGCUUCACUGCCUGUUUUAUAUAGCAAGCCAUGGCCACGUGACUCACUGUCUUGUCUGUAAGAGCGAACCAUUUUCGUGAACUGGGUGGUGUACCUAAUAAACUGGUCACUGAAUGUAUAUUUGUGGAGCUCGUUAACACUGUUAUAAUGUGAAAGAAGUUACUCAAACAAAUUCCGUUGCUAACCAAACUGGACCAUUAUACAAUAAGAAUUCAUAAUAGGCUUUUUUUUUUACUAGUGACUUGUCAUUUACUUAGGUCACUGCUACGCUGUCGGUUUUUCUGUCUUGUGAAUUUAUCUUCUCGUAUUAGUCAGGUCAGUCUGCAAAUAUUUUCCAUGUGGCAUUUUGUCAAGUGAGCUGUUUUAAAACACGUCCAUGUUUUUAUAGCAUUUGUAAGACCUGCUAGCACCGUAGAACUGGAGUUGAACCUUUUUAAUUUGUAAAAACACAACGUAUAUGGAUGUGUGCAGUUCUUGCGCAAGAUGGACACUUCCCAACAAGCCCACAUACUAGAGGCACCUGGAGGACAUGUCAUGUUAUGGACUGACUGGUUUGAUACACUACAUGACCAAAAGUGGAUUUGGCUAUUUCAGCCACACCAGUUGCUGACAGGUGUAUAAAAUCGAGCACACACCCAUGCAAUCUCCAUAGACAGACAUUGGCAGUACAAUGGCCUUACUUAAGAGCUCAGUGACUUUCAAAAUAGCACCCUCAUAGGAUGCCACCUUUCCAACAAGUCAGUUCGUCAAAUCUCUGCCCUGCUAGAGCUGCCCCGGUCAACUGUAAGUGCUGUUAUUGUGAAGUGGAAAUGUCUAGGAGCAACAAUGUCUCAGCCGCCAAGUGGUAGGCCACACAAGCUCAGAGAACGGGACCACCGAGUGCUGAAGUGCGUAGCCCGUAAAAAUCACCUGUCCUUGGGUUGCAACACUCCCUACCGAGUUCCAAACUGCCUCUGGAAGUAACAUCAGCACAAGAACUGUUAGUUGGGAGCUUCAUGAAAUGGGUUUCCAUGGCUGAGCAGCUGUAUACAAGCUUAAGAUCAACAUGCGCAAUGCCAAGCGUCGGCUGGAGCGGUGUAAAGCUUGCCUCCAUUGAACUCUGGAGCAGUAGAAACACGUUCUCUGGAGUGAUGAAUCACGCUUCACCAUCUGGCAGUCCCACGGACAAAUUUGGAUUUGGCUGAUGCCAGGAGAACGCUACCUUCCCCAAUGCAUAGUGCCAACUGUAAAGUUUGGUGGAGGAGGAAUAAGGGUCUAGGGCUGUUUUUUUAUGGUUCGGGCUAGGCCCCUUAGUUCCAGUGGAAAAUCUUAACGCUACAACAUACAAUGACAUUCUAGAUGAUUCUGUGCCUCCAACUUUGUGGCAACAGUUUGGGGAAGGCCCUUCCCUGUCUCAGCAUGACAAUGCCCCUGUGCACAAAGCGAGAACCAUACAGAAAUGGUUUGUUGAGAUCGGUGUGGCCUGCACAGAGCUCUGACUUCAACCCCAUCGAACACCUUUGGGAUGAAUUGGAAUGCAGACUGUGAGCCAGACCUAAUUGCCCAACAUCAGUGUCUGACCUCACUAAUACUCUUGUGGCUGAAUGGAAGAAAGUUCCUGCAGCAAUUUUCCAACAUCUAGUGGAAAGCCUUCCCAGAAGUGUGUAGGCUGUUCUAGCAGCAAAGGGGUACCAAGUCCAUAUUAAUGAUUUUGGAAUGAGAUGUUCGACAAGCAGGUGUCCGCAUACUUUUGGUCAUGUAGUGUAUGUGUGUUGGAAUCAUUUGAAUGAUGUCUUAGUACUUGAUGUCAGUUUGAAAAUACAUAUUUUUUAUUUUUAUUUGAAUAGCGCUAUCAACGUAAUUAAAUUUUUUUUGUAUAUUACAGAACAUAUUUUACAAUUUAUAUGUUUUAACACUUCCCUGAAUUCAGCUGUUGGAUAUCAAUCUUCACUAUGAUAAAGUUUUCUUUUGUGCAUUAGAAUAGCCAAAUAUGGAAUAAAGGCAUUUUUCUCGA